CACGAGUCAAGGACAAAACUGACUGCCAGUUUCAGGUAUAAGAAAGUGCGCUACUCACUCGCUGUGUGUGUCUGCAGAGCGCUGCGACGCACGCAAACAUCCAUUGAAUGCACCAGAAAUAUGUUCCAUGACGCCCGCACGGCAUGACACACGAUGAAGGCAUCAAUGUCGGCACGCUCAAGUGUGUCUGUUUUUCUGUCUGUCUGUACAGAGUAUCCCCAUCAGCGAAGCGAUCGGAUCCCAGCCAACCCGUCGAUACCCUCUCCCUCCUUCGAUACCCUCACACCCACAUGACGACAUGCUCGCACCCAGCCCCCAGUAUCCUCACUCACUGCUGGCGGCAUCCGUCUGCACACACCGAAUGAUUGGACAAACGACACAAUGAUGACAUUUCGAAGUCACCACGUGUGUGUGCCGCUGACUUGCGUCUGUUGGGGUGUCCUGUUGGUCUGUCGAUGUCUCCUGGGUGCCGCUGCCGCUGGAGUACUGACCCUGAGAACACACAAUGAAGACAAUGAAUGGAUGUGUCGUGUGCGGUCCCCUCCCUCACUCACGCACCGCUGUCGUGCUCUUGACGGACAAGGAGUAGACGCGCCCCACUUCCAUCUCGCCCUCGCGCAUGGGCUGCGUGUGAGCAGCCUCACUGACGGUCAUCUCGCCCGCCUUGGGCAAGGCCUGGCCGUCCAGCCCGACGACCGUGAAGCUGUGUGGGGUGUUCUCGGCGUUGACGAGCUGCACGACGUCCCAUACCUUCGAGUCGGGGUGGAUGUCGUCCCUCUUGAGAAAUAGGUUGUUCUUGUCGUACAGCGUCUCGGGGUCGUCCACAUCCCCCUUGGACACCGAGAUGAGCAGCAGGUUGUUCUUGUCGUACAGCGUCUUGGGGUCACUGUCCCACUUGGACACCAGAAUGAUCUUCUUGCCCUCACUGCUGCCUCCCGUGGGCGGGUUGGCAGGCGACUCUGAACACACGAAACACACAUAUGGCUGAGUGUCGGUGCGUCCAUGUUUGUCAUCUCUCGUCCAGUCCCCUCUCACCCACCUGAGGAGAGUGAGUCGAUGUUUGCUUCAGAUGUCUGCCUGGGGAACUCAUACGGCGGCACGGCUGAGGCCGACGGCACAUCCCGCGCCACACUGCCCAGCAUCUCGCCCACCGCAUUCCCCCCACGGCCCUCUCCCCCCUCCACACACGAGCCCUCUGCGCAGCCCACUUCCGCUCCGGCUCCCCCGACGAAGUGCUGGUCCUUUGGCUGAGCGUUGCCCGACACCGCCGCUGCCGCCGCUGGCUGCUGGCGCUCAAAGUUCUGAGGGCGGAGAAUCGGGGGGCGGGGAUAGACCGUAGCGAAACGCGGGACACUGCUGCUGCGGCUCGGCCGUGUCGCCGGAUGAACGGGUGGCCGGCCGGGCGUCGCUGUGCGUCUGGGUGUGGGCUUGUGCGACGGGGGGCUGGGGGCGUCGGGUGGGUAGGUGGGUGGCGGAGGGGGCGGCGCUGCAGACGCACUGCCGAUGUCCGACGUCUUCCGUCGAGGCAUCGGCGGCGAGGCGGACUUGCUGGUUGACUGAGAUGGGGACGGGGGCGCCUUGUGGCUCCUGCCGCUGGUCGUGUGGGAGUCCUCUUGCCCGAGCACGUUCUGCCACUUGGCGCGCACCGGCUUCACGUAGUCCUCCAUGAACUCCUCCUUGGGGCGCAUGUCCUUCUUGCCGACUCUCCUCUGUGUCACACAGCACAAAGGUGGUCUGGGUGAGUGUGCGGCUGGUCUUCGCUCCUCACCUCAUGCUCAUGUUGCUGGUAAUCCUCCUCGGCCUGACGGAGUUGUUCUUUGUAGUGGCGGGCUAUACAGUCUUGCUUCCAGCUAAACUCCUCCCUCCGCUCCAUCCUCUGUAAUACACACCACACACAGCACACCGGACGUGCUGUGUGAGUAGGUGACCCGUCCAUCAAGAGUGUGUGGCUGGUCCUCGCCUGUCACUUGCGGGUGGAAGAAGUCCUGCCCGCAGGCGCUGAAAGGCCUCCCACUCGGCGUUCAACUCGCGGUCCCACUUCUCAUACAGCCUCGCCCUCUGUGCACGCGACACACACAUACGCAAAUCCACACAGACAAAGGAGAUUUGAGCCUUGCAAGGGUUCCAAGGGUGUGUGCAUUAGUGGGCCUUUGUCUGUCUGUGUGUGUGUCGGUAAGUGGGUGUGUUGUGACCUUCUGGCGCAGCUCCUCUGCGGUGCACGUGGUCCACCUCGUCCUCUCGCUCGUGGGGGCGAAGUGGCCGAAGUGACAGUCGUCGCGGCAGCGCGAGUGGGCGGCAACGGCGCUCUCCACCUGCGUGAAGAAACGAACACAACGCAGACACGCAGGCACGGCGGGUACGCACCAGUAUGGGUGAGCAGUGCGGCAACUUUCUCCUCUGCUCUGCCGUGUUGUUGUGUUGCGCACCUGGCGCUCCUCUAGUUCCUUGCGCAGGGCCGCGUAGGCCUCCUGCAGGUGUUGGAAUCCCUCCUUGGUGCCGCCCUUAUCGGGAUGGCGGUACGGCCCCUCCUGCAGACAGCGCACAAACGAUGACGAUGCACACGGCGGGCCAGUCCGCAUCUGUCUGCGGUUCUUCUUACCACCGCGAGCUCCAGGUACUUCUUCCGGAUAUCCUCGACGCUGCUCGUCGUCGGCAGGCCGAAAAGGGCCCAAUGUCGCUGCAGAUCAGCCGAUGACGAUGACGAAGGCAUGGCUAUGGUAAGAAAAUAUCGCCAGACACGGGGUACGAAAAGGAGAGGCGACGGGGCGGAUUCCAAGAC
Molecule: messenger RNA, 2779 nt
Organism: Vitrella brassicaformis
Lineage: Eukaryota; Vitrellaceae
Source: the annotation of a GenBank genome assembly